Molecule: messenger RNA, 628 nt
Organism: Melampsora larici-populina 98AG31
Lineage: Eukaryota; Fungi; Basidiomycota; Pucciniomycetes; Pucciniales; Melampsoraceae
Exons: 3
Coding region: 355-507 (50 amino acids)
Source: RefSeq, a predicted model, not a curated record
GCAAUGAUAUGAUCGAUAGCUUGAAGAUAUCAUUGGCUAAUCCGAGUCGACUGAACACUUGGAGAGAACGGUCAAUGAGAGAAGACCAGUCGAUCAGCCUAGAGUCUACAUAGAGGAACGCAUCGCAAGCUGGUUUCGAGCUUCGAAGUCAGCAUUUGUUAUCUCGAUGUGGAGCUUGAUGAAAAAACAAUGUGCGGUGAUCGAGAUCGCCAACUGCCUUGUAUCUCGCAUCCAAGCGGCCGGCCGGCCGCUUGCACCAAACUUCAAGUGCUGAGGAGGACUGUGUAUUAAGAGCUACAUGUUUCCCCGUUCGGAUCAACAACAUGUUUGUUCGUCGACACCAGGGCUCAACAAAUGGUAAGGGGCCAAUCCGAUAUGGAUCAAAACAUCAUUUUGGCGUCAAAACGAGGUCAAUCGACGUCUAGGUUGCUGGAGGAAGGGCAACCGUUGUUUGCAAACUUCAAGACUUCAAAAUUAUAUCCAGGUAAUGCAUCCGCUUCCCCCUGAUUAUUGCCUCGCCGGUCCACAUUCAAAUCAUGAACAGACGUGAUCUAUCGGGCACCAUAACGGAAUCUACUAUGGCUAAGAGCGGUGCCACAUAUGAUAGUCACCCUUCUUUGGAUGAACA